Molecule: messenger RNA, 3478 nt
Organism: Melitaea cinxia (Glanville fritillary)
Lineage: Eukaryota; Metazoa; Arthropoda; Insecta; Lepidoptera; Nymphalidae
Product: zinc finger protein 208-like
Exons: 4
Coding region: 1-3366 (1121 amino acids)
Biological process (GO): regulation of transcription by RNA polymerase II
Cellular component (GO): nucleus
Molecular function (GO): DNA-binding transcription factor activity, RNA polymerase II-specific; RNA polymerase II transcription regulatory region sequence-specific DNA binding
Source: RefSeq, a predicted model, not a curated record
AUGGGUUCAGAUAAAUGUAAUGCAUUACUCGUGACUUGUAUACGAAGAUCUCAAAAGAAAUUUGAUUUCGAAGAUAUUGUAGAGAUUAAAAUUGAGGAUGAUGGAGAAGGAAAAACAAAGUCAAAAAAGGGCGGUGAAUUACAGAAACAUCGCUCUAAUAUGACAGAGAUACUAAUGAAUUCAAAUGCAACGCCGAUUCGUUGUCGCGGGGGUAUAGGUUACGCUUGCUGCUUUUGCAGCGACCAAUUUCCCGAUCCCGCUGAUCUCAAAACGCACACAAUCGAAUCUCACGACGAAAAAACUAAAUUAAACUUCAUGAAAGGAAAAGAUAUGUACAAGUUUCAUAUAAAACUCGAUAUAACGAACUUAAAAUGCAUCGUCUGUAACAGCAGUAUCGACACAUUGGAGAAAUUAAUGGAGCAUCUGAAAAUCGUUCAUGGCAAAACUAUAUUUACCGAUAUAAAAAAUCAGGUUUUACCAUUCAAAUUUGAUAGCGAUAUACUUAGGUGUUUCAUUUGUACGAACGUCUAUCAUAAAUUUAAAUCGUUACUAGAGCAUAUGAAUGUUCAUUAUAGAAAUUUCAUUUGUAAGGUCUGUGAUGCGGGAUUUGUUAGCCGAGCUAUACUCACUCAGCACGCGGAAAGCCAUAAGCUGGGGACCUUUAAGUGCGACCAUUGUCCUAAAAUAUUCGACACGGCGAGGAAGAAACGGUCACAUGAAAAGUGCGUUCACACUCAUUCGGACACACUUAACAAGUGUGGAUACUGUACCGAGAAAUUUAAGGACUAUCGGAAGAAGGAAAGACACCUUGUCGAAGUGCACGGAAUCAACAACAAUUUGAAAUGUCAAGCUUGUGAAAAAACUUUCGCUAAUCAAAAGGAACAUACCGUCCACGUGAAAAGACUUCAUCUAAUGGAUAGGAGGCACAAUUGCACCGAGUGCGAUAUGACCUUCUUUUCUUCAGCGGAAUUGAAGAGUCAUUUCGUUAAGCAUACGGGACUGAGGAAGUUUGAAUGCGAGAUCUGCCACAAGUCCUAUGGGAGAAAGAAGACUUUACGGGAGCAUAUGCGAAUACAUGCAGGUAAAAGAGUCAAGAAAUCAGAGCCCACUGUCAUAAAGAUCAAUAUAAAAGAAGUGGAAAAACCGAAUAAAAUCAAAAUUUUAACAAUAAAAAAGUUAUCAGAUUACCAGGUUGAUAUACAAAAACAUAGAACUAAUGUAAAGGAAAUAUUACAAAGCUCUAACGCGACGCCCAUUCGCAGUCACACUGAUAACGGUUACAGUUGUUGCUUUUGUCCGAGUCAAUAUCACGAUCCCGCUGAAUUGAAAAAACACAGUUUAGAGCACGUCCCUAACUUAAACUCCAAAAAUAUUCUAAAAGUAGUUCCUGGAGAUCUGAACCAACUCUGCAUAAAGUUAGACAUCACUAAUCUAAUUUGUAAGUUAUGCGGUAUCACUAUAGAUUCCAUUGAAAACUUAAUCGACCAUUUAAAGAACGUGCACAAAAAGCAAAUUUUCACGGAUAUAAUACAUCAAAUGCUUCCCUUCAAAUUUGAUAGCGAAAAUCUUCAGUGUUACAUUUGCAAGAACAUAUUUAAUAAGUUUAAAAAAUUGAUGGAACAUAUGAACGUUCAUUACAGCAAUUUCAUGUGUGACGUCUGCGACGCAGGUUUUCUUAAUAGAAGAAAACUGUACUUCCACAAAGUAACGCACAACACUGGUACAUUUCCAUGCGACCAAUGUCCGAAAGUCUUCAGCACGUACAACAACAAAAGGUGCCACGAGAGGCAGUACCACGAUAAGGCAAUGUUGAUAAACAAAUGCGGUAUCUGCAACGCGCUAUUCAAAAACAGUCGCCAGAAAGACAAGCAUUUGGUGACCGAGCAUGGCGUUUCGUCUUUUGCAAGAAAAUGUCAAGCUUGCGACAAAACUUUCGUUCAUCAGAACGCUAUGAUGAUACACAUGAAGAGACAUCAUUUAGUGGAGAGGCCGCACAAGUGUUCAGUGUGUGAAAAAGGUUUUUUUUCGACUUCGGAGCUUAGAGCUCACAUGGUCAAACACACUGGAGAGCGGGAGUAUAAGUGUGACGUGUGCUUGAAAUCGUAUGCGAGGAAGUGGACCUUGCGUGAACACAUGCGUAUACAUGCGGAUGAUAGGAAGUUUAAGUGCGAACAUUGUGGACAGGCGUUCGUGCAGAAGUGUGUUCUACGUAAAACCAAAGACAGAACGAAAUCGAAAACAGGUCACAGAGACGAAGAUUCCGUAGAACAAUUAAAAGCUACUAAUAUAGCCCUGCCUAAAGCAAGGCAGGGGGAGCAGUUAGAGAAACAUCGUUCCAACGUUAGAGAAAUUAUAUUGUGGACGAACGCGACACCGAUUCGGUGUAGAGGCGGUAUCGGCUACGCUUGCUGUUUCUGUACAAACCAAUUCCCAGAUCCAGCAGACUUGAAGAAACAUUCUAUUGAAGACCACGACGAUGAAACCAAAUCUAUAUUCAUGAAGGGGAGAGAUAUGUACGGGUAUUUAGUUAAAUUAGACAUCACGGCGUUAAAAUGUAAACUAUGCGAAGCGAACAUUGAUACUCUCGAACAAGUGAUGGACCAUUUAAAGGAUAAUCACAAUAAAAAUAUUAGUACCGACGUACCGAAUCAUAUCUUACCUUUCAAAUUCGAUAGUGAAAACCUGCGGUGUUUUAUGUGUCAUAAUGUUUUCAACAGAUUUAAAGCACUCCAAGAGCACAUGCAUACUCACUACAGGAACUAUAUUUGCAAAGUCUGCGACGCCGGAUUCGUAAAUCGCCAUCUUUUACUCUGUCACAACGAAGGUCACAAAACAGGGACGUUCGCUUGCGACCAAUGCGCCCAAGUAUUUGACACUAUACGGAAGAGAAAGCUACAUGAACGUAAAGUUCAUAAUGGGUUGAACAUGCCACAUAAAUGCGGAUAUUGCAAUGAGCGGUUUAAGGAGAAUUGUCAUAAGAAUGAGCAUCUUGCCAAAGUUCAUGGUGUGGUUGGACCAUUGAUUAAAUGCCAGGCGUGUGACAGAACGUUCGCGAGUCAGCAGACUUGGUUACUGCAUAUGAAAAAGUAUCAUUUGAUGCAGCGUCAGCAUAAAUGCACGAGGUGCGAAAUGGAUUUCUUUUCGAAGAGAGAGCUAACUGAUCACAUGGUUAAGCAUACCGGUACGAGGGAGUAUAGAUGCGAACUUUGUUUCAAGUCUUAUGGGAGGUUAAAGACCCUAAAGGAGCAUAUAAGAAGAAUACACCCAGAAGAUCGUGAUUUCAAGUGCGCUCAUUGUGGACAAUCGUUUGACAAAAGUUUUGCGUUGAAGUGUCAUAUAAGCGCUAAACAUGGAGAUAUUGUUUAAUUUUCAUUGAAUAUUGGUAUAUUUUAAAUAUUUAACCAAAUAGAUUUUAAUCGACUAAUUUAAUGUGUUGGAGUAUUUUAUUUAUGCAAAUAAAUUUUAUUUUUAUUAUAAA